UUUUACUAAAGGCAGAUUUCGUUACAUGUUCAAACCUCAAUAAAUUCCUAUUGGCUGUUUUCGCAGUCUUGGCUUUUUGUGCGCUUGGAAAUCAACCCAAAAUCUCCCGAUUAUUACAACAUUUCAUUUAUGAUUAAAAGUUACCUUUAUUUUUGCUCACAACAUAUCUGCAUUUGGAUUAAGUUCCAUUCUGUCUACUAACCUAGUGAGUAGCACCAAUCUGCUGUCUUUUUUCUUGUUCGGCAUUGAAAGCUGAAUGACCGAUUCUCGCCUUUCUUCGGAUAAUUUAUGGACAAAACGAGCACCUCCUCAGGCCGCAUCCGAUGGAGCUCGCUGAUUGGUUCACACCGCUUUAAUUCCACCCAAUCGCGACGCCGCAGCGAGAUUCGAUUCUGCAAAAACACUUGGGUAAAAAACGACUGCAAAACAACGACGGCAAAUCUUCCUCAAGCACGUUCCCUCGCCGUUUCCCAAGCGCUCCACUUGCGGGGAUCGUCAGUUACGGUAAGCGAGAUGCUUAUGAUGACACUACGUGUACAAACAACCACUGAUAUGUGCCAUGCCUUUUGUGAGAGGAACGAGAGCUUCUGUCGCCGCCCGCUGCAAGGUUCCCGAUGGAGUCGAUUGCGACAAGCAGCCGCAGGAGGAGCAGGAAGUUCCAAAGUCGAAGAGGUCCACUUCGCCUAGCUACGGAGCCCCCAAGCUCAAGAAGAGGACGGCCCUCGUCGAUAUGACCAAUGCUCGCAAAGUCCACAUCAGCUUCCCAGGCAGGAAGAAGAAGCAGCAGCAGCAGCAGCAGGUGAAGAAAGCAAGCGUCCCUUCACUGUCAGAAAAGAGUCAAGCCGAGCAGCAAAAGUCGUCUUCAGAGAGCACUGAGGGAAAAUCAUCUGAAAACGAUGAAGAGGAGAAGGAGGAAGCGGAAGCGGAGGCGGCUCCAGCAGGAGAGCUUGCAAUCUGCCACGUGCAGCCACACCUCCUGAGACCCCAGAUUCCGUCCGAGUUUGACGUGGACUCUGGGAGCCGCGACGAUUGCUUUUUGAGUCCCGAGUACGCGAAGAACAUCUUUGACUACCUCAAAAGUCGAGAGGAGAAGUUUGUUCUGCCCGACUACAUGUGCCAGCAGCCCAACAUCAACGCCGGGAUGCGCGCCAUCUUGGUGGACUGGCUCGUGGAAGUGCAGGAGAACUUUGAGCUGUACCACGAGACUCUCUACCUGGCCGUGAAGCUGACUGACCACUUCCUGGCGCAGACCCCUAUCCAGCGCGACACGCUGCAGCUGGUGGGCUCCACCGCCAUGCUGCUUGCCUCCAAGUUUGAGGAGCGCGAGCCACCAUGCGUGGACAACUUCCUUUACGUUUGUGACGACGCGUACAACAGGGAGGAGAUACUCUGCAUGGAGACCCGCAUCCUGCAAACGCUCUCCUUCGACAUCGGCAUCCCCGUCGCCUACCAUUUCCUCCGUCGCUAUGCCAAGUGCGCCGGCGUGGGCAUGGACACGCUGACGUUGGCGCGCUAUUACUGCGAGCUGAGCUUGAUGGAUAUGGAGCUGGCGCUGGAGCGAAGCUCGCUGAUGGCGGCCGCCUGCCUGCUGCUGGCCCUGCGCACCAAAAAUCUGCCAGUCUGGCCGCCCGUCCUGCAGUUCCACAGCGGCUACGGAAUUUCCGAGGUGGCGCCCGCCGUCCGGAAGCUUUACUCCGUGGUGGCGCAGUCUCCCAGCAGCGCGUUGAAAGGGGUCCGCAACAAAUACUCCCACGAGGUGUUUUUCCGAGUUGCUUCCCUGCCACUGGUGGAAUUUGAUGUUUUGGAGAAGUCUUUAUAAGUGAGCAAGCGUUCACUUGGAUGCCGUUGUAAAUAGUUAAUAUGUGAAUUAUUUAUACACAUUGUUUGUCCAUUUUAAUUGUUGUUGCAAAAAGUAUUCAUGUUCUUAAAAACAUUUUAAGUAUUAAUGUUAACGAAAAAAGCUUAAUCGGCAAGUGUAAUUUUGUAUGUUACUUUUUAUUGACCCAUGUGUGUUGACAUUUGCCAGCGUUUAAAAUAAAGAUGUUUCAUAC
Messenger RNA from Hippocampus comes (tiger tail seahorse), 2051 nucleotides. It is a transcript of the gene ccnb3, whose product is annotated as cyclin B3. The transcript has 12 exons. The coding region runs from base 560 to 1819 and encodes 419 amino acids. Lineage: Eukaryota; Metazoa; Chordata; Actinopteri; Syngnathiformes; Syngnathidae. The record is from RefSeq and is a predicted model, not a curated record. Gene Ontology annotation, molecular function: cyclin-dependent protein serine/threonine kinase regulator activity. Gene Ontology annotation, biological process: mitotic cell cycle phase transition.